Messenger RNA from Pseudophryne corroboree (corroboree frog), 1266 nucleotides. RefSeq names its product lamin tail domain-containing protein 2-like. The coding region runs from base 145 to 1110 and encodes 321 amino acids. The record is from RefSeq and is a predicted model, not a curated record. NCBI's taxonomy places the organism in Eukaryota, Metazoa, Chordata, Amphibia, Anura, Myobatrachidae. The transcript has 10 exons. Gene Ontology annotation, cellular component: cytoplasm; nuclear envelope.
GAUGUGCCCUGUCUCCUGCGGAGCCCGCUAUUCCCCAUGGUCCUGACGGAGUCCCAGCAUCCACUAGGACGUUAGAGAAAAGGUUUUACUUUCAGCUGUAGUAUCACAUAACAGAGAGAAGAAUGACUUGUGUUUCUUUAGUGAAUGAGACAUUUCCUGCUUUUCAGUUGUGACAGAUCCCUGUUUCUGAACAGGCUGGACUAUGGGCCUUGUUGCUAUGGUAACAUCAACAGAGUUGUACAUCUUACAGCUGCCAUGAACAAGGGACAGAAGAAUGGAUUCCCCUACUACAGCAGACAGGUUACAGGCAACACCUGGGGACGAGAGACAGAGGGAAGGCGAAAAACACAGCAAGCAAAGCAGGAAGGCUUCCUUUGUCCUCUAAAGAUUGUUGAAGUUAACUCUUUAGGUUACUUCAUCCGAAUACUGAACACUUCCCAGCAGCAAACUGUUGAUAUAGGUGGCUAUAUCCUGCGGCAGCUGGAAGCUGGACAUGUAGUGUCUAUGUAUCGCUUCCCACAGAAUCUGCUUGUUCCUCCUCUGCAGCACAUCACGAUUUGGACUUCUGCAGCAAAGAUCUCCCAUCACCCACCAACAGAUUUAGUGUGGAAAGGACGUGCUUACUUCCGGACUGAUCCACAAUGCAUUACUGUCCUGUCACGCCCAAAUAAUCAGCCUGUAGCCUCAUAUAAGCCUGAUGGGUCACCCUGUUUGUAUACCACUGCUAGACUGAGUAUAUCUCAAAAUCAAACAGUCAUACGAAGGCCCAUGAUGGAACAAAACCUGUCUAAGUCCAACUCCGCACCACCUGCACCUCCCAGGACCUGUGAUGUACCAGCCAUGCCACAUCCUGACAGUAGGAUAACCCACAGUAUAUUUUAUCCAGCUGGUAUUAGACAGAAAUUCCCGCUGACCUCCAGGAAUUCAGGACUGGCAUGCACGGACUCGCCUCCCUCUGUUACAUGGAACCCUGUAAGUAGGCGUACUGCUCGCAGGUUGAAUACAAAUAGCCCACUUGUCAGACUCGUAGUGCAGAAGACAGCCCGCUCCAAGCAUGGGUUCAAUUACCUCAGUCACAUACCGUUCACGUAUGGUCUCCUGGGAGUGUAGAGACAGUCUUCUACCAUUAUAUGGGUGGCAGAUGAGAAGAAAAUCUAAGGUAUCGCCUUAAUCUACACACGGUUCCGUCUGACCAGUGACCAUAAGGAGACUCAGUGCUGCUUGUGUUUACCUCAUGCAACUAUGCAAAAUAAAUUCAUCUGCACA